UCCGGCCACUCGGCCUUCCCCGGCAGUAGUCGACCCAUGGCCAAGCGAGGGGAGCUCGAUCUGACCAGCACGAAGCAGAACACCGGAGUGUGGCUGGUGAAGGUUCCUAAAUAUUUGUCACAACAAUGGGCUAAAGACCCUGGAAGAGGUGAAGUUGGGAAACUGCGGAUUGCCAAGAAUCAAGGAAGGACUGAGGUGUCGUUUACUUUGAAUGAAGAUCUUGCAAAUAUUCACGAUAUUGGUGGAAAACUAGCUUCGGUCAGCACUCCUAGAGAACAUCCGUUUGUCUUACAAAGUGUUGGAGGACAGACAUUAACAGUCUUUACUGAGAGCUCAUCAGAUAAACUUUCAUUGGAAGGAAUUGUGGUACAAAGAGCUGAAUGCCGACCUGCUACCAGUGAAAAGUACAUGCGAUUAAAGAGAUUGCAAAUAGAAGAAUCUUCCAAACCCGUAAGGCUAUCACAACAACUGGACAAAGUUGUGACAACCAAUUAUAAACCUGUUGCUAAUCAUCAAUACAAUAUUGAAUAUGAAAGGAAAAAGAAAGAAGAUGGAAAACGAGCUCGAGCUGAUAAACAACACGUUUUAGACAUGCUAUUUUCGGCAUUUGAGAAACAUCAGUAUUAUAAUCUUAAGGACUUGGUGGACAUCACAAAGCAGCCUGUGGGGUACCUGAAGGAAAUCUUAAAAGAAAUUGGUGUUCAGAAUGUAAAAGGGACGCACAAAACAUGGGAGCUGAAGCCAGAGUAUAGACAUUAUCAAGGAAAAGAGUGAUUAAGGAGACUCUAAGCCAGCAUGCUAAUGGAACAACUAAAG
This is a messenger RNA of Canis lupus familiaris (dog), 816 nucleotides long. RefSeq names its product general transcription factor IIF subunit 2-like. The transcript has a single exon. Lineage: Eukaryota; Metazoa; Chordata; Mammalia; Carnivora; Canidae. Gene Ontology annotation, cellular component: transcription factor TFIIF complex. The record is from RefSeq and is a predicted model, not a curated record. Gene Ontology annotation, biological process: transcription initiation at RNA polymerase II promoter; transcription by RNA polymerase II. The coding region runs from base 37 to 774 and encodes 245 amino acids.